Pyricularia oryzae 70-15 is the source of this 342-nucleotide messenger RNA. RefSeq lists its product as uncharacterized. The coding region runs from base 1 to 342 and encodes 113 amino acids. NCBI's taxonomy places the organism in Eukaryota, Fungi, Ascomycota, Sordariomycetes, Magnaporthales, Pyriculariaceae. The transcript is spliced from 2 exons. The record is from RefSeq and is a predicted model, not a curated record.
AUGCGUACCUCUACGACCAUUUUCGCAUCGCUGAGUCUUUUAGCUGGCCUGGUUUCCGCCCAGGAUGUAGAGAUACAGCCGGAUUUCCAAGGAGUUAUGACUGGAGGAAUUUGUUGCGGCCCAACUCCCUGCCCAGAUCCCAGUGGACAAUGUGCCAAGGCCAAGCUGACCCCUUACUGCUGCGGUCCUUUCUUUAACAACCGAAAGAAAACAAAAAAUACCAAGGGUGGAUGUGACCCGUUUACGACCACUUUCCCUGUUGGCCGCCUCGUUAAGACCUUUCCCUCCACCUUGCAAGACUGCAGGUCCAAUGGGGUUCCUGGGUUUGUUGGAUGCGUCUGA